Messenger RNA from Gregarina niphandrodes, 726 nucleotides. RefSeq lists its product as hypothetical. The coding region runs from base 1 to 726 and encodes 241 amino acids. The record is from RefSeq and is a predicted model, not a curated record. NCBI's taxonomy places the organism in Eukaryota, Apicomplexa, Conoidasida, Eugregarinorida, Gregarinidae. The transcript has a single exon.
AUGAGGAGUACGAAAUCAGUGCACGUGUGCAGCAAGAGAUUUUAUCGUGUGCCUUGCCUGGUAGCCGCGACUGCCAUGCCGGCGCCGAGUGCGGACUUGGCGGGAGUGUCUGUGGCGAAUGCGAUGGCGACGCAGGCGGGCCACCACCUAGUAGCUUCGGAGGCGAUGACGGGGGCAUUGGAGGGGCACGAUCGUAUUGGAUUGCAAUACAUGACCAAGUGGCAAGAGCGUUCGAGUGAGUUAGUGGAAUUGCGUACGAAGGUGUAUAUAACUCGGGCUGAGAUUCAGCGACAUGACGACGAAUAUAAUCAGAUCAAGGCUCGACUCUGCAAACCCGCACCGGGAGAGCAGCUGCAGCUCCUGGCCAAGCGCUUGGCACAGACCGUGGACACCAUGAAUCAGCUUCGCAACAUGGAACGGAACCUGCAGGCGCAAAUCUCUAACACCGAGGCCGCUAUGAAACAAUGCCUUACUGACGCGAUCGCGGCGCGCCAGUGCUUCCGUGCCCAGCUCGGCCUCACCCCCUGCCUCUACAACCCUAGCCAAAUGAUGCCCACCGCAUCAUGGGGCCAGGUUCCAAACUGGGGCCCACAAACGGCCUACCCCCCGAACAUAUACCAUUACGGAAGCCCCUAUCUCCCCUACCCGCCAGCCAUGACGCAGGGCUACAUCGGGGGACAAGACAACCUUAAUCUUGACGAUGACGAUUUCAGUGAUGACGAAUAA